Messenger RNA from Trifolium pratense (red clover), 3287 nucleotides. Its product is annotated as disease resistance protein RPM1-like. Gene Ontology annotation, biological process: defense response to other organism. The transcript has a single exon. Bases 308 to 3163 code for a protein of 951 amino acids. NCBI's taxonomy places the organism in Eukaryota, Viridiplantae, Streptophyta, Magnoliopsida, Fabales, Fabaceae. Gene Ontology annotation, molecular function: ADP binding. The record is from RefSeq and is a predicted model, not a curated record.
GAUGAAUGGUCUUUUUUAAUGUUGUUUUGAUACGACACUUUGUUUAUUUAUUUAGAAACUAUCAUAAUACGUAAGCACGGGUUGCAAUGCUGCCGCGAUAUUUUUUUAUUGUAAUGUGCUUAUCGUAUAGCAUGAAAUUAGUUCUGUUAUAUGUAAAAUUAAUCAUCAUUAUUGUAUAGUUUGAUUAUUGUAUAUAUAAAAUUAGGUACAUAUAUAUAAAGUCUCCAUUAGGAGUAAAUCGUAGUAUCAUUCUAACAGUGUAGUUUGUCAUCUCACAGAAAAUAAUUUUGUUUUUUUUCCUUUUAGAAUGGCAGAAAUAGCUGUGAAGUUGGCUAUUGACCAAUUACUUCCAUUGUUAAAAAAAGAAGUGAAACUGCUUAAAGGUGUUCACAAGGAAUUUACAGACAUUAAAGAUGAACUGGAAAGCAUCCAAGCCUUCCUUAAGGAUGCUGAUAGAAGAGCUGCUGCAGCUGAUGGAGACAACAAUAGUGAAGGAGUCAAAACCUGGGUGAAACAGGUUACGGAAGCAGCUUUUCGGAUAGAAGACAUCAUUGAUAACUAUAUGAUGUAUGUGGGACAACAACCGCGUAAUCCCGGAUGUGCAGCUUUAAUCAACAAUUUUAUAACUUCGAAACAACGCCAUCAAAUAGCGUCUGGAAUUCAGGACAUCAAGUCAUCGGUGUCUAGGAUCAAGGAAAGAAGUGAAAGAUAUGGUUUCCAACGUUCUUUGAAUCAAGGGUCAAGAGAUUACAGAGGAAGCCGGAAUAACCAAUGGCACGACCCUCGAGUGGCUGCUCUUAACAUUGUGGAAGCUGAUGUUGUGGGCUUUGAGGUGCCCAAACAAAGAUUGAUUAAUUGGAUGGUAAAGGGAAAAGAGCCUACUGUCAUCUCAAUAGUAGGAAUGGGAGGGCAAGGAAAAACCACCCUUGCCAAGAUUGUUUUUGACAACAAGGAUAUUAUUGGACACUUUGAUUGUCAUGUUUUUAUCACAGUGUCUCAAUCAUAUACUGUUGAAGGUUUGUUGAGGAACAUGCUGGUAAAGCUUUAUAAAGAAAACGACGAGGUUCCUCCUCCGAGGAUUUUUGAAAAGUAUCAAGAGUCAAUGUUGACUGAUGAAGUGAAAAACUACUUGCAGAAUAAGAGGUACGUUGUUGUGUUUGAUGAUGUUUGGAAUGAACAUUUCUGGGAUGAUGUUGAAUUUGCUUUAAUUGAUAAUAAAAAUGGAAGUAAAAUAUUAAUCACAACAAGGAACGCCAAUGUUCUGGUGUCUUGUAGUAAAUCUUCUUUCAUUGUAAAAAAGCAUGAAUUGCAACCUUUAACUCCAAAACAGUCUCGAGAGUUGUUCAAUAAAAAGGCAUUCAAAAUUAACAAUGAUUCAAAAAAGCUCAAUGAUAUAGCUUAUGAAAUUGUUGAACAAUGCAAUGGUUUACCACUAGCAAUUGUUGCCAUUGGUGGUCUUUUGUCUACAAGAGAGAAAAAUGUGUCUGAGUGGGAGCAAUUUAGAGAUAAUCUAAGUUUAGCUCUAAGAAAUGAUACACAUUUAAUUGGCAUAAAAAAAAUUUUAGGUUUAAGUUAUGAUGAUUUGCCUUACUAUCUCAAGGCAUGCUUGUUGUAUUUUGGAUUAUAUCCAAAAGUUUAUGAAAUUAAAUCAAAGAGGGUGAUUCGACAGUGGAUAGCUGAAGGGUUUGUGAAGGAGGAAAAGGGGAAGACUUUAGAAGAAGUUGCAGAAGGAUAUUUAAUUGAGUUGAUCCAUAGAAGCUUGGUGCAGGUAUCUUCCGUUAAAAUUGAUGGUAAAGUUAAAGGUUGUCGUGUUCAUGAUCAAAUACGCGACAUGAUCCGCGAAAAAUUUGAGGAUUUCAAUUUUUGCAAGCCUAUUAGUGAAGAUGGACAGUCAUCCUCAGUUGGAAUAAUUCGGCACUUAUCAAUAUCAACCACUUCCGUUUAUUUAAUGGAUCGUAUUGAAAGCUCGUAUGUUCGGUCACUACAUGUUUUCCAAGAUGAAGAUGAAUAUGUAUGCCAUGAACCGACAAUCCCUGAAAAAUUCAAGUUAUUGAAGGUUCUUGAUUUUGAAUCUGCUCCAAUGUUGAAUGUUCCUAAGAAUUUGGGAGAUUUGAUCCACUUGAAGUAUUUAAGCUUCAGGAGUUCAAAUCAUGUCUCAAAAUCAAUUGGUAUGUUCCAAAACCUAGAGACAUUGGAUGUAGGGGAUACAACUACCCGUGAGUUGCCAAAGGAAAUUAGCAAGCUUAGAAAGCUAAGGCACCUUAUUGGAUAUAGAUUGUCUUUAAUUCAAUUAAAGGAUGGUAUUGGAAAGAUGACAUCCCUACAAACACUAUGCUCUGUUGAUUUAGGAAAGGGUGGAGCAGAGGUAAUUAAAGAGUUAGGAAAGCUGAAGCAAAUAAGGGAUUUGGUGUUGGUUAAUGUUCAUACAGAAGAUGUAAGCAUUCUAUCUUCCGCAAUCGAUGAAAUGAAACGCAUAGAAAAACUAUCUGUUUCAUCAUUUGAUAUACAUACAUUCAUUGAUUUGAAUUUGAUUUCACCGCCAACUAAGCUUCGAAAACUUCAACUACAUGGGAAGCUACAGAAGUUACCAAAGUCGAUAUUAGAGCUUCAAAAUCUUGUUGUGUUGAAAUUGUCAAAAUCCAAGUUAACUGAAGAUCUAAUGGAAUCCCUACAAAGUUUGCAACACAGCUUGUUGAUCCUCUCUAUAGGUGAUGAUGCUUAUCAAGGUUCACAUUUGCAUUUUCAAAAUGGAUGGUUUCAGAAACUAAAAGAACUUUAUGUUGCACUUGGACUUGGACAUGGGGAUAUCAAUACUGUUAUUGACAAAGGAGCACUGCCUUCUCUACAAAAACUACAUUUAGAGAAGAAUAUACCCACCGGCAUCCAACACUUAAAGAAGCUUGAAGUUCUCUAUAUUUCUAGAAUGGAAGCUGAAUUUGUGCAGCACAUUUCUACUACUGAGGAUUGGAAUUGGAUCAUGGAGCAUGUGCCAAAUGUAGAAAUUCAUACCAAAGAUGGGGAAGUUAUUGGAAACUCGGACUUGACAAAGCAUAAGAAUUCUUUUCAGCAUUUUCUGUUGUAUUUUUCAUCCUACCCUUAUCUUAGCUUCUUUUUCUCUCUCUUCUGUGUUAUUCUUUUUUUCCAUGUCUUCUUUAAUAAGUAACUAGCGCAAUACCCUUGUAAUCAAUACUAUUUUAUAUGUAUUUCCCUUGGGUAACAAAAAUGUAUGUUAGUGUACAUGCGAUAGCAUUUGUCUCGUUUAUAAUUUGUACAGUUAAUUACAAAAA